AUGGGUAGUUGGAAACCUAGACUCGCCAUGUCCAAGUUCAUCAAGGGCCGUCCAUAUUUCGCCUCGCUUGAUGUCAAAAAGGCGAGCCCGGCAGCCGGAACAUGCGCCCAAACCCUGUGUCGCGCCGCCGAGAUUCCUCCACGUACAAUCCCUCAUUUCCCCGGUUCGAUACGACCAACUCUCAAUGAUAUGCAGCUGCAUAAGGAACUGAUUGACAAUAUCCGCGAAAAGGGACGCAUGUUCAUUCCCUUGUCCGCGAUCGGCGCCGAGUACGACAUCGAAUUCGACCCUCCUGGGAUGCCGGAUUUGCUAUAUUCCCAGGAGCAGAAGCUUCGAGAGGGAGAAUACCCAGAUCACGGAUUCAUUCUUGUAUAUAGAGAGGUCGGCAAGUUAGAGUAUUAUCUGUCGGUCCUCGUGGUGGGUCUAUUGCACUCUCCGCCACUGCUCUGCUCCCCGAUGGGGAAAAGAGAUCUUGUGGAGUUUGUGCCCGCUUUACCAUUUACCCUUGAUCAUGGCGACCUCCCAAACGACUUCACCUAUGCUGAAGAGACUCGUCUUGUCCACCAGCCGGGGGCCAUCGAGGUCGAUGAUUGGAUCAACAAGAAGUUCGGCCUUAAGCCCCCUGCCGGUAAGGUUCUGCCCCUCUUUGUCCACAGCGAGGGCUCUAUCUGCGAGACCGAUGCCACACACUCUCGCUUCAAUAAGGCGCAGAAUGUGUUCGGGUGUAAGGCCACUCUCGUCGUACCAAGGGACCCAGAUGAUUUCUACAACAAGCCCAACAAUCAAGUAUAG
This is a messenger RNA of Scedosporium apiospermum, 792 nucleotides long. RefSeq lists its product as uncharacterized. The coding region runs from base 1 to 792 and encodes 263 amino acids. The record is from RefSeq and is a predicted model, not a curated record. Lineage: Eukaryota; Fungi; Ascomycota; Sordariomycetes; Microascales; Microascaceae. The transcript has 3 exons.